Messenger RNA from Oncorhynchus tshawytscha (Chinook salmon), 2300 nucleotides. It is a transcript of the gene rab22a, whose product is annotated as RAB22A, member RAS oncogene family. Lineage: Eukaryota; Metazoa; Chordata; Actinopteri; Salmoniformes; Salmonidae. The transcript has 7 exons. Gene Ontology annotation, molecular function: GTPase activity; GTP binding. Bases 275 to 862 code for a protein of 195 amino acids. The record is from RefSeq and is a predicted model, not a curated record.
CCGUAGUUCAAGAUGGAGUCUGCGCCUUAUUUUGUAGCUUUCCACCUACAGUAAUCAUAAUAUGGCAAAUUAUAUCAGUGAUUUUUAAAGUUCUGAGUUUGAGAAGUUCAUUUUUUCUUUGCUUCUCGUCAAAUCUGUUUGGGAUUUGAAUAUAGGUAUUUGAUGAAAAGAGAGGUUAUUUGCUAAAAAUCUUGUCAACUGAAACAUCUAGCUAGGUAGCGAUCGGUUAAGUGGUUGGAAUGUUCAUAAACGUUCUUUUAAUUCGGAGAUCGAUAUGACGUUGAGAGAGUUAAAGGUUUGCCUUCUUGGGGACACUGGGGUUGGAAAGUCAAGCAUUGUUUGGAGGUUUGUGGAGGACAACUUUGACCCUAACAUUAAUCCAACUAUUGGGGCAUCCUUCAUGACAAAGACGGUGCAGUAUCAAAAUGAGCUUCACAAAUUUCUCAUCUGGGACACUGCAGGGCAAGAGAGAUUCCGUGCGUUGGCGCCAAUGUACUACAGAGGCUCUGCGGCAGCCAUCAUUGUUUAUGACAUCACUAAAGAGGACUCGUUCCAGACGUUAAAGAACUGGGUGAAGGAGCUUCGUCAGCACGGCCCGCCCAACAUCGUGGUAGCCAUCGCUGGCAACAAGUGUGACCUAUCCGAUGCCAGGGAGGUCUCGGAGAAGGAUGCCAAGGACUACGCUGACUCCAUCCACGCCAUCUUUGUGGAGACCAGCGCCAAGAACGCCAUUAACAUCAAUGAGGUCUUUAUAGAGAUAAGUCAACGGAUCCCUGUCCUAGAUGCAGGGGGAGGGGCUGCAGGGAAUGGCUUCAAACUGCGCCGGCGGCCCUCAGAGACCCGGACCCGGACCUGCUGCUGAUGCUGCCAGUGAUUCCUGACCGUAGUCCCCAUAUUGACCCUUGACCCCUGACCCUUCUCUGCUUGCAGCCUCCAUAAUCCCCCCCUAACCACAGACCUGCGUCACAGAGACCUGGGAGCUGUAAAUUCCACUCCUCCAUCAGGAAACCCUGAUUACUACCGCCAUUGCGUCCUGCGUCUAAUGCUACACUGUAAAGAGAGAGCAGCCGAGCAAAUUACAGUUCACUGGGAUAUAUGACCAUAUCUCAUCGUUCUAUGCGGCUAACUUUGGCUCAGUUAUUGUGAAGCUGUAGUCUUGUGUUGUUAAUGCCUAUCUGGAGCCCAAAAGGUUCAAAUGAAGUCCACAGCCUUUAAAGGCGCUGUAUUUGUCGUGCAGCAUUUACAGUGAUAUGACCUCUGCAGAAGUCAGGGCAUUUUAUUAUUAUUGCUCUUAUCCAAGCAGCACAGAGCUGUUGUGAAGGAAGUUGUCAUGGUAGUGAGUUUGUGUUUAUGCUGGACCUCCCGCCCACUCCUACCGUCAACCAAUCGUGUCACUGCGGAGUUAUACGGAGCACUCUGUAUUGUUACAAAAUUUGAGAUGCGCACAGCGAUGUGGUGUGGAGCUGAAUUGUGUCACACCAUCCUUACGGUGAAUCCGACUACAUUUUUGGAUUAAGCAUAAAUUGGAUCUCAGUAUUUAGCCUUUAGGUUCGCCAAGUAGGUCUAUGGCAGCUAUUCUUUAGGAUCGCCAAGUAGGUCUAUGGCAGCUAUUCUUUAGGAUCGCCAAGUAGGUCUAUGGCAGCUAUCCUUUAGGUUUGCCAAGUAGGUCUAUGGCAGCUAUCCUUUAGGUUUGCCAAGUAGGUCUAUGGCAGCUAUCCUUUAGGUUCGCCAAGUAGGUCUAUGGCAGCUAUCCUUUAGGAUUGCCAAGUAGGUCUAUGGCAGCUAUCCUUUCGGAUUGCCAAGUAGGUCUAUGGCAGCUAUCCUUUAGGAUUGCCAAGUAGGUCUAUGGCAGCUAUCCUUUAGGAUUGCCAAGUAGGUCUAUGGCAGCUAUCCUUUAGGUUUGCCAAGUAGGUCUAUGGCAGCUAUCCUUUAGGUUUGCCAAGUAGGUCUAUGGCAGCUAUCCUUUAGGAUUGCCAAGUAGGUCUAUGGCAGCUAUCCUUUAGGAUUGCCAAGUAGGUCUAUGGCAGCUAUCCUUUAGGAUCGCCAAGUAGGUCUAUGGCAGCUAUCCUUUAGGAUCGCCAAGUAGGUCUAUGGCAGUCUUACCCCCCUCCUUGCUGUGUUCACUUCAUCCUCCCGUUUUCCAGAUCUGUGGCUCGUCCAAGCCUAUGGCACCAGAUUCCUAUGUGGCUCUGGUCAAAAGUAGUGCACCUUAUACACUGAGUGUACAAAACAUUAAGAACACCUUCCUAAUAUUGAGUUGUCAGCCUCGUUUAGUUGGGGCAUGGACUCUACAAGGUGUC